AUGUGGAUCUCUUCGAGACCUCGAACGGGAAUCAGGGUGAACGGACAACCGAUAGAACUCGUCGAUGAGUUCUGUUACCUGGGCUGUACGCUGAAGAACAACAACAGCUACGAGAGAGAUGUUCAGCAAAGAUGCGCUAAGGCCACUUCCGCAUUUAACUCUUUAACGAAAUGCCUGUGGUCGACCCCCAUCACCAACGAAGUUAAGCUGCGAGUCUACCUAUCCGCAAUUCGCCCCAUCAUGAUGUACGGAUCCGAGAUUUGGACAGCACCAUCAACAGUGAUGGAGAGGCUUGAAUGCACAGAACGAAAGCUGUUCAGACGGCUACUUGGCUACUUUUGGCCUAGGGUAUGCCACAAUGAUUAUCUUUACGCAGAAAUUGAUGUGGUAUAUCGGCGGAUGACACGUGGAAGAUAUCAACAUCUUGCACCGCCAUCGAAAGUGGCUAAAGUAAAUCGUCUUCGCUUCUUUGGUCAUAUAUUAAGGAGACCGGCAGAUCGCCUUGUUCAACGAGUUCUGAGGAAUUUGCCGGGUUCAAGCUGGAAGACGCCACCUGGCCGAAAACGGAAGUUCUGGACUGAGGUGGUGAAAGAGGACAUGAGGACACUCGGCGUGGAUAGACAGUACAGGCGAGAUAUAGAGGGAGAUUCCAAUGUCGAUACCGUCUUCAAGGAUGUCUCAACUGCAGUCGAUCGCGCACUUUUAAUUCGAGGACUCAAUAUCUCACUUUGGUUGCCUUUCGACGACGCCGAGCUUCGCCAUGCCUCUUUCACCACUUCAGUCAAUCUCUUCCGCUUUCUACCAGAACAUGAAGGCGGCAGACUGCAAAAAUCGAAGAGAUACGUUGCUGCAAAUGAAUGA
Messenger RNA from Necator americanus (New World hookworm), 861 nucleotides. RefSeq lists its product as uncharacterized. The record is from RefSeq and is a predicted model, not a curated record. The transcript has 4 exons. Lineage: Eukaryota; Metazoa; Nematoda; Chromadorea; Rhabditida; Ancylostomatidae. Bases 1 to 861 code for a protein of 286 amino acids.